AUGCUACUUCCCCUCCUGAUCUACGCUGCCCCCAUCUUCUUGAUCAUAUACCUGUUCAAAGACUACUUUUCUCUGUCCUCCAUCCCUGGGCCCUUCGCAGCCCGUCUCACGAACCUCUACCGUCUCCUGCUUGUGUACAACCGCCAUGCCCACGAACAACACCUCGCCCUGCACAAGCGGUACGGGAACCUCGUCCGCCUGGGGCCCACGUGCGUCUCCGUGACGGGGUCGCAGAACUACAUCCCCCAGAUCUACGGCAUCGGCAAGGGUUUGGUGAAAUCCGACUUCUACAGCUGCUUCCAGAACAUCGUCAACGGGCGACGCGCCGCCAGCCUGGUGGCCAUGACCGACGAGAGUCAGCACGCCCGGUCGAAGCGGAUGAUCGCCCACGCAUACUCGCUGAGCACGCUGGUCGAGUACGAGGAGCUCGUGGACCGCACGACGGACGUGUUCCUGCAGACGCUGGAGCAGGAAUUUGCGUCGUUCUCGUCAUCAUCACCUCCGAACAAGAGGGAUAAUUCGAGGCCCGGACGCGUGCUCGACCUGGGCCGCUACCUGCAGUUCUUCGCCUUCGACGUGAUCGGCGAGCUGACCUUCAGCCGGCGCCUGGGGUUCAUCGAGUCGGGCACCGACGUGGACAACAUCAUCGCCGCCAUCGGCGCCAACUUCUCCUACUUCAGCGUGCUCGGCCAGAUGCCCUGGCUGGACGAGGCCGUGCUGGGCAAGAACCCCCUGUACGUCAAGUAUUUCCGCAAGAGCGUCAGUUCGCCCAUCCUGUUGUUCGCGCAGAGGCUGCUCAAGGAGCGGUUGGGACAGUUGGAGGACACCAAGGCGGACGAUGAUGAUGAGGAGUUGUUGAACAGACCCGACUUCCUCAGCCGGUUCUUGAAGACCAGGAGGAAAGAGGGCACCACUACCACCGCCGACGACGAAAAGGGAAAUGGAGAUGAAGAGGAGACGUUGACCGACGCUCAGAUUCUGUCGAACUUGUUUAUGAACAUCAACGCGGGCAGCGACACGAUCGCCUCGACCCUCCGGGCCAUCUUCUACCACCUGCUCAAGAACCCGGCGUCGCUGGCGCGGUUGACUGCGGAGCUGGACGCGGCGGCCGCGGCGCGAAAAAUCUCGCGCCCGUCCCCGACCUGGACCGAGACCCAGCACGGACUGCCGUAUCUGUGCGCCGUGGUGAAGGAGGGCCUGCGCAUGAACCCAGCGCUAUCGUUGCCGCUCGAGCGCGUCGUGCCGAAGGACGGGUUGACGUUGCACCACGACGACGGCUCACAGACGUUUCUCCCCGCGGGCACGGUGGUGGGCAUCAACCCGUGGGUCUUCCACCGCAGCACGCGCGUGUUCGGCGCCGACGCCGAGACCUGGAACCCCGCGCGGUGGCUGAGCGCGCAGGAACAGGCGACCAAGAACAUGGAGCACAGCCUCCUCGCGUUCGGCGCCGGCAAGAGGUCGUGUCUGGGCAAGAACAUCGCUAUGCUCGAGCUGCACAAGCUGGUGCCGGCGCUGCUGAUGAAGUUCCACGUCGAGCUGGACGACCCCGGCCGGGAGUGGGAGGUCAGUAAUGCCUGGGUGUUGAAUCAGACCGGGUUGAAUGUUCGGUUGGCAUUGAGGUAA
Molecule: messenger RNA, 1623 nt
Organism: Fonsecaea erecta
Lineage: Eukaryota; Fungi; Ascomycota; Eurotiomycetes; Chaetothyriales; Herpotrichiellaceae
Exons: 2
Coding region: 1-1623 (540 amino acids)
Molecular function (GO): oxidoreductase activity, acting on paired donors, with incorporation or reduction of molecular oxygen; monooxygenase activity; heme binding
Source: RefSeq, a predicted model, not a curated record